Messenger RNA from Anas platyrhynchos (mallard), 5956 nucleotides. NCBI's taxonomy places the organism in Eukaryota, Metazoa, Chordata, Aves, Anseriformes, Anatidae. The record is from RefSeq and is a predicted model, not a curated record.
CUGCAAGCAGUGGGAGAGGUGGAUGUGACCCUGCAGAGAGGGGGAGAGGCAGCGGGGGCAGCUCCUCUCGCUGAUGAGCCGGUGCAGUGCCUUUUAAUAAAAAGGUUUCCUUCCAAGAGCCUCGAAGCAACCUGUUAAGCUUCUCUUAAUUAAGCAAGCCCGUUAGCUGGAGGUAGAAAAGCGUCGCUCCCGUUUCCCAACCAGGGAAACUGAGGCAAGGAGCAAAGCAGCACAGGCAGGGGCUGAGCACGAGGGCGAUGACCCAAGCGUGGCACUUCUUGUCCUCGCUUUGCUGCCGGCCAUCUCAGAAAUCCUGAGGGAUACCCACAGGCUGGGUGCGGGUCCUGAGGGGUUAUUGCUAGCUUGCAGUCACUGCUUGCACCCUGCUGUCCUCAUCACAGCUAUCGCCUCCUUGAUCUGCUGCCUAAUCUACAAUCCCAGCGCCCUGCCAUUUUUCCUUGGCGUGCAAAUCCUUGCGGAUUGGGCCAGGGUCAGCGAGCGUAAUCAGACUUUGUCAUCCCUGUGAGGGUUUGGGCUCGUAUUUGUCCUGGGGUGUUGCCUUGUGUGUGUUUUGCAUGCUAGCAAAGCCUCAGCAAGCGGGUUGGAAGCACGUUGAGAGACCUGAUGCAAAUGAAACCCACCGCAUAACGUCUUUGGCAACUGUGAAACCUGUGAUCUAAGCGCAGGUAUCUGCCGCGCUGACUUUAUCUGCGUUAGGAUCCCCUGUUUCGACAUUCAGAUACUGGAACCGCGCUGAGAGCGAGCGCGACAGCGUGGCAAACAGGCAGGGGAGGGAGUCUCUGUCUCCUAGAUGCUGAGCCCUUUAAGAGAGAAGGGGAAGGAUGAAGAUGAGACGCCAUAAGCUCUUUCUGACUCUCUGCAUGGCUGGUCUCUGCCUCAUCUCCUUCUUGCACUUCCUGAAGGCCCUUUCCUAUGUCACCUUCCCCCGGGACCUGGCUUCACUUAGUCCCAACCUUGUCUCCAGCUUCUUCUGGAACAAUGCCCCCGUCACGCCGCAGGUUAGCCCUGAGCCGGGGGGCGCAGAGCUGCUCCGCACACCCCUGUACUCCCACUCGCCCUUGCUGCAGCCCCUGCCUCCCAGCAGAGCCAGCGAAGAGCUACACAAAGCCAACUUUGUGCUGCCGGAAGACACGACGGAGUAUUUCGUCCGCACCAAAGCCGGCGGCGUCUGCUUUAAACCAGGCACCAAGGUGUUGGAGAAGCCACCCACGGGAGGGCGGCCGGAGGAGCGAGCGGAUGGCGCGGCCUCGGGGCGGCCUGCUCGCAAGCCGCUAAGCUCCCAGACCAAGCGGCGCAAGUGGGUUGAGUGUAUGUGCUUGCCGGGCUGGCACGGCCCCAGCUGCGGCGUUCCCACCGUGGUCCAGUACUCCAACCUGCCCACCAAGGACCGCCUGGUGCCGCGGGAGACCCCCCGGCGGGUCAUCAACGCCAUCAACAUCAACCAUGAGUUUGACCUGCUGGACGUCCGCUUCCACGAGCUGGGAGACGUGGUGGACGUCUUCGUGGUGUGCGAGUCGAACUUCACGGCCUACGGAGAGCCGCGGCCCCUCAAGUUCCGCGAGAUGCUCCUCAACGGCUCCUACGACUACAUCCGCCACAAGGUGCUCUACGUCUUCCUGGACCACUUCCCCGCCGGCGGCCGCCAGGACGGCUGGAUCGCUGACGAUUACCUGCGCACCUUUCUCACCCGGGACGGCGUCUCUCGCCUCCGCAACCUGCGCCCGGACGAUGUCUUCAUCAUCGACGAUGCCGAUGAGAUCCCGGCCCGCGACGGCGUCCUCUUCCUCAAGCUCUACGAUGGCUGGACGGAGCCCUUUGCCUUUCACAUGCGCAAGUCGCUCUACGGCUUCUUCUGGAAGCAACCAGGCACCUUGGAGGUGGUCUCGGGCUGCACUAUGGGGAUGCUGCAGGCUGUCUACGCUACUGACGGCAUCCGUCUGCGGCGCCGCGAGUACUACACCAUGCCUGGCUUUCGGCAGUAUGAGAACAGUACAGGACACAUCCUGGUGCAGUGGUCGCUGGGCAGCCCCCUCCACUUUGCUGGCUGGCACUGCUCCUGGUGUUUCACCCCGGAGGGGAUCUACUUCAAACUGGUGUCAGCCCAGAAUGGGGACUUCCCCCGCUGGGGGGACUACGAGGAUAAAAGAGACCUCAAUUAUAUCCGGGAGCUGAUCCGGACUGGUGGGUGGUUUGAUGGUACUACGCAGGAGUAUCCCCCUGCUGACCCCAAGGAGCACAUGUAUGCUCCCAAAUAUCUGCUCAAGAACUACCAGCGAUUCCACUACUUGUUGGAGAACCCGUACCGAAAAGCGGAGGGGGGUGGGUGAAACCACUGGGACUCGUGUGGGAAAUCAGAACUUUUGCAACAAAGGGAAAGAGUCGGGUGUGUUUUGUCUGUUUCUUUUUUUUUUUUUUCGAUUCCAGGUGGGGUGUGCCGUUUCUCCAUGGUCUCUGCUCUCCCUUCCCUUCUUCCCGGGGUAAUGCCUGGGGACACAAAUUCCUCGGUCAGCUGAAGGGAGGCCUGGGCAGGAGGAGGGGAGAGGUGCAGGACCUAGCCUGACGGUAGCAUAAAGACUUCCCUGCGUCUCCUGGACCCUUCCCGCUGGCUGGGGAGAAUCUCUCUGCAUCCAGCUGGUGGGUUUUCCUCCAGGGGAGGCUGGGAAGGUCUGCUGGGGAGAGAGGGCAGCUGUUCCCAUCCAUCCUCGUUCGUUGUGGAUCGGAGCAAGCACAGAUGUGAGUUUGGGCUACUCAGUGAGCGUGUGAGUCAGCAGGCACAGACUGAUGUGAGUGGUCACGUGUGUAGAUGUGUGUCACAGGCAUUUUUCUGGAUGAGUGAAUGUGCAAAAGCAUCUCAAUAUGCAUUUAUUUUUUUAUAUACCUCUCUAUUCAAAGUACUUGGGGGGAGGUAAAGCCUUUGCUUCCAAGGUGUUCUCCCCGGUACACAGCCUCCUCCCACAAACUUAAUUCGUCUGUCCUGGGCUGCGUCUUGGCCUGAUGCUUUACCAGUCCUGGAGCAAGCAGAUGGGAAGCAGAGGAGAAAGCUGACCCUUUUUUUUUUUUUUAACUCCUUUUUUUCACCCCUGCCCACUCAACGCUGCACUGGCGUGGCCCACAGGAGCUGAAGCAUCUUCCCUGCCAUAUGUGCUUCUUUCGGGGCGGGGAUAAGCUGCAGGGGGAUUAAAUCAGAUGGUGGGAGUGUAUGUUUACAAGUGCAUGGUUUCCUAUGUGCAUGAGUGCUAACAUGCAUGGUUUUGGGAUGCACGUGGGUGUUUGUUACCAGUAUUGGGAGGGAAGGGGGCAUAGGCUGGGCUUGGGUGUGUAUGUUUUCAGGAAACGCUGAGAUCCAUAAGCUGUGAUCUGUCUUGGCAUGGAUGACGUUUUGGGGAAUGCAUAGGAGAGGUUCAGGGAAAGCAUCGUCUCCGCAUAGCAGUGUGACAUGCAGACCUGUGUGCCUCUUCAGCUGCCUCCGUAGCCUGUGGCAGAGCUGCUGUUUACAUGUGCUGGCCAUCCCUUCUUGCCAUGGGGGAAAGGAGAGAGGAAGGGCAAAGCUGAGUCUGCGACGGGUGUCGUGGGGAAGCACAAAGCAUGUCAAAGCAUGGGACCCACCUGCCUGCUCUUAAGGUGUGAGGGAACUCACGGAGAAAGGGGCCAUGGGAAAACUCCCCUUGGGGCCAAAAACCUCUUCUGGGAUGAUCACGUAAUCCAGAGAGCAUGUGCAGCCCACGCUUUUCCAGGCUGGGGAUGUAGGAUGAUGUUACUUGCAGCUGGUGGGCCGCUGUCCACACGGAGCUUGCCACCGAGGGCUCUGGCCUGUCGCUGUGUUGGAUUUAUUCAGCCCAUUGAGCAGGCAGGCUGGCGUUUCCACCCUUACCACCCUUCCUUAGCAGAUGGCUUGACGUGGUGCCCAGAGCCUGCUCUGUGGUACGAAGAGGGUGAAAAACACGAACGUGCUCUGUUAGCUGUACAGUGGAAAUAUUGGCUCAUCUUCCAAGCAAAGAAGCGAGGGUGGUGUGGAGGAGGAGAGUGUUGUCAUAAGGACGAGUGACCCUGACAUCAGGACAGCUGUGCAGAAGCAGGAGGGUUUCCAUUGCCAUUAAUUCACUCCAUCAGGGCUCUGUUUUCUUGUUGGCCAGCCCCUUGUGCUUAAAUCGUGUCGUUGCAUCUCUCUCUUCCCUCCUAUUCCCUUCUCUAGAGAAGGAAGAGCAUGUACAAAAAAUCUUGAUUCCCUAAGAAGGCUGAGGUUGGAAUGGCGAGAUGAUGAGCAUCUUUUUCUGAUCAAACUGAGUUCAUCUUAGUUCCUUCCCCAUCUCGUGUGCCACGAUGUCUCUUUAGAAGAGCCGAGGGCCCCUCUUUUUCCAUGCUUAAGUCUCAUUUCCAUCGCUGGGGUAAGGCCCUUGUCUCUUAGCAGCAUCAGAUGAGGCCACAGCUGCAAUAUCUGGAUCUUCUAUUCCCAAAGUACUGCCUGUUCCCCUCCUUCCCCUCUCCUCCACUAUUUGUUCCAUCGUUCCCCUUCUGGGGGAGGAGGAGGUCCUGCUGGAGCGGGCUGAGAGCAGCGCUGAGGCUCUUCUGUGUGACUCUGGCCCUGUCCACCCCCUGGUCUUUCUUCACUUCCUUAUUCUUAGGAAAUUAAAUUUAAAACAGGCUUCUGUUGUGGAGGGAGGAAGGGACUUUACAGCUGAGAUGCAUUCUUUUUUUUUUUUUUUUUCCUCCUCUUUCUCAAGAAUUGUUUAAACAUUUCUUGAUCGAAGGCCAGCCCAGUUACUGUUCCUGUUGUUCCUGCAAACUCUGUGUUUAUUCCCCGUGGGGAGUUAAAGUGCUUGGGAUUAAAAGUCCUCCGUCGCCUCCCUUGAGGGAUGAGGACUGGCGAGCUGACUUUUGCACAGCGAUUUCCCGAGGUGGUGGCUUGCCCUCUGCGCAGCUUCGCCUGACCCAGGCACUGAAGUUGGAGAAGGGAAGGACUAAAAAAAAUCCCUGCCUCGGAGCUCUUUUUGGUGUCCCCGUGGGCUGGCGGUGUCUUCUCCCCUCCUGAAUGCCCCCCGGGCUCUGUCCCUGUCCCCCUGCUCCUGCCAGCAACCUCCGUGGCUGCUGCGCCUCUGCACUGUGAAGCCCCGUGUCUGGAGUCACUCCUGCUCCUGGUAGCGGUCACUGGAGGUGAAGAGGAGAGUAAAAGCUCGUCCUGCCUGACCUCAAGCCUUGGUGGAAAAAAAAAAAUUAAAAAAAAAAAAUGAGGGAAGUGAGGGGUAGAAUGGAUCCCGAAUCCCUCCGUUGUUGUGUUUACCCCACCUACCAAAAAAAAACCACAUUUAUAUCCCUUCUGAUUUCUGAGGCACGGGACAAACUUGCUCUUUCUACGGAAAGAGAGGGGGAGCUGGAGGAAAAGGGGUUUCAGGAGGGGCUCGAAUCCAGCACCGAGGAAGGAGAGCUGUUUCUGAUGCAAUACACUGACAUUGAAGGCUUCGGGGACUGCAGAAAAUGGUUUAAAAAGGGAACUGAAAUACUCUGAAACCGAGAAUUCAAACCACUGUUGCUUUUUUUUUUCCUUCCUGUGAGGAGGAUGAUGCCGUGUCAUCCUGGAGGUGGCCCAGCAGCACCCCCGAGGCUGGGGUCCACCUGGACCUACUGGUGGUGUUGCCACUGGGGUGGUGGCCCCAGAACACCCUGUUUUGGCAAAAGGACGCAUGGACUUGCCAAAAAAAAAAAAAAAAAAGAUAAAAAUAAAAAAGAAAGAGCAUCUGCAAAGCUCCUUUCCACUCUGUAAUUUAUAAACAGCAAGUAAUAAUGAACUUUUUGUAAGGAUAAAUCAAAUGUACAUUCUGAAAUCAUUUUCUCUGUAAAUGGUUGGAUUUCAUUUCACCCUUAAAGGGAUGCUUAAAAGGAGGACAAAAUAAAAAUUAAAAAACAAAAAAAAAAAAGGCAAAGUACGAAAGGAAACCAA